AACUUUUCAUUCCAACAAUUUGCAACAUGAUGAGAUUCGCAGUGAUCGUCGCCUGUGUGGCAGUAGCCAGCGCACUGAAGUGGGAGGACUGUGGCAGUGCCGACAAAGCUAUCUCUGUUAGCAAAGUUGAGGUCACCCCAAGCCCAGUGGUCAUCCCAGGCAACCUGAGACUUAGUCUUGAGGGAGAAAUCAAGAGACAGCUCGGAGACAAGCAGUUGGACGCCGACCUUAUCAUCCGCAAAUCUCUCUUCGGAAUCAUGGUUGACAUUCCCUGUGUUGAUGGAAUCGGAUCAUGCUCAUACCAAGAUGUCUGCAGCCUGGUAAAUGACCUUGUAACUGCUGAAGGCGCAGAGUGCCCAGCUGAGGUUACCCAGUUCCUUGGAGGAUGCUCUUGCCCAUUCAAGGCCAGACAGAUCAGUGUACCAGGUAUUGAUAUUGAACUCCCAGCUUUAGAUGGCAUUCUUGGAGGACUAAUUGCUGGAGAUAUUGAGGUUGAAGCAAGAAUGAAGGAGGCUGAUGGAGGCGAGGUUGGUUGCUUGAAGGCUAGCUUCUCCAUUGAUGCCUAAACAUGCUGUUCUGAAUAUGUUACCAUCUAGAUCUGUACAAGUCAACACCACAAAGCAAUGUGUUUAAAGUUUUGUUUCAAUAAAUAUAUCCUACUUCCAUAGUAAAUACAAA
Owenia fusiformis is the source of this 678-nucleotide messenger RNA. Lineage: Eukaryota; Metazoa; Annelida; Polychaeta; Sabellida; Oweniidae. The record is from the annotation of a GenBank genome assembly.